Annulohypoxylon truncatum is the source of this 669-nucleotide messenger RNA. RefSeq lists its product as uncharacterized. The record is from RefSeq and is a predicted model, not a curated record. Lineage: Eukaryota; Fungi; Ascomycota; Sordariomycetes; Xylariales; Hypoxylaceae. Bases 115 to 642 code for a protein of 175 amino acids. The transcript has 2 exons.
CAACCAACCUGAAAUAUAAUCGAGAUCUACGCGAUUCCCUUCGUUUGACCCCUAACCAUUCUGCGUGCCUGCUUCCAGAUACACGACAUUCAUAUCCGAUCUCGUACCUUCACAAUGGCAGGUGACGAUGAUUCCAGGAGCGCGAGAGCCAAAGCCAAAGCCAACGAGCUACUGGCAUACGGACAGCGCCAUGUCGACCGAGUCGUUAGCCCGCCCACACGACAGAAGGCCUACGAUCGGGUUCACGAUUUCGCAACCGACAAACCUAUCUUAUUUUCCUUCGUCGCCUUUCAAUUCACCCUUUCGCUUGCGCCUAUUCUCCUCUUCGCAGGCUUCGCCAUGACCACCAUCGCCUUUUCAUUAAUAUCCGCCGUGAUCUUCUCGCUCUUCUGGAUCGGCGUCGCCACACUCUUCCUCGUGCCGACCCUCUUUAUCACCUUCAGCAUCGCCCUGCUUCUCUGGGCCUGGGCAGCUGCCACCUUUUUUGCCGGACGUUGGGCCUACGAAAGGCUUCCGCUUGGCUUUGACGGCGACGGCAAGAUAGUGGCCAAUAACAGCGGGAAGAAAAUCAUCUUCGAAAAAAAGGAUGGUGAUCACACUGAUUUCAGCAUCAAAGCUGAGGCAGCCGAGGUCAAGGAAUAGUUUGCCGGCGAGGUCGUGUGGAUUGUG